AUGAAUGAGCAAGGUAACACACCAUUUAAGUUUUUCUCCCUUGGGGGUAGUAACGAAGUGGGUAGAUCAUGUCACAUUCUGCAAUAUAAAGGGAAAACCAUAAUGUUAGAUGCUGGUGUCCAUCCAGCGUACCAAGGUAUGGCAUCUUUACCCUUCUACGAUGAAUUUGACUUAUCAACCAUUGAUGUCUUGUUAAUUUCUCAUUUUCAUUUAGAUCAUGCUGCAUCAUUACCUUACGUUAUGCAAAAGACAAACUUUAAAGGAAGAGUAUUCAUGACACAUCCAACAAAGGCUAUUUACAGAUGGUUACUAAGAGAUUUUGUUAGAGUGACGAGUAUUGGUGUCAAUUCAACCAUAGGAAAUGAUGACAAUAUAUAUACCGAUGAAGAUUUGGCUGAAUCAUUCGAUAAAAUUGAAACUGUGGAUUACCAUUCCACCGUCGAUGUAGAUGGUAUUAAGUUUACUGCGUUCCAUGCAGGCCAUGUGCUCGGUGCAGCAAUGUUUCAAAUAGAAAUUGCAGGUCUAAGAGUAUUAUUCACAGGGGAUUAUUCUCGUGAGAUGGAUCGACAUUUAAAUUCUGCUGAGGUGCCGUCAUUACCUUCUGAUGUAUUGAUUGUAGAGUCCACGUUUGGUACAGCUACUCACGAACCUCGUUUAAAUAGAGAAAAAAAUCUUACUCAGUUGAUUCAUUCUACUGUGUCGCGUGGUGGGAGAGUCCUUCUGCCUGUCUUUGCGUUAGGUAGAGCACAAGAAAUAAUGUUAAUAUUGGACGAAUAUUGGUCACAACAUGCAGAAGAAUUAGGUAGUGGUCAAGUCCCGAUUUAUUAUGCUUCCAAUUUGGCAAAAAAAUGUAUGAGUGUUUUUCAAACUUAUGUCAAUAUGAUGAAUGAUGACAUCCGUAGGAAAUUUAGGGACUCUCAAACUAACCCAUUUAUAUUUAAAAAUAUUUCAUAUUUAAGGAACUUAGAAGAAUUUCAAGAUUUUGGACCGAGUGUGAUGUUGGCGUCCCCUGGUAUGUUACAAAGUGGUUUAUCAAGAGAUGUUCUCGAAAAAUGGUGCCCUGAUGAAAAAAAUCUUGUGUUGAUAACUGGUUAUUCGAUUGAAGGUACUAUGGCUAAAUUUAUAAUGUUGGAGCCAGAUACUAUUCCAUCCAUUAAUAAUCCAGAAGUGACAGUCCCAAGACGUUGUAAUGUAGAAGAAAUAUCGUUUGCUGCUCACGUUGAUUUCCAAGAGAACCUAGAGUUUAUUGAAAAAAUAAGCGCCAAUAAUAUUAUUCUUGUUCACGGAGAAUCAAACCCAAUGGGUCGUCUUAAAUCUGCGAUAUUAUCAAACUUUACGGCAUUAAAAGGAACAGAAAAUGAAGUUCAUAUAUUCAACCCCAGAAAUUGUGUGGAAGUAGAGUUAGAAUUCAAAGGUAUCAAAGUAGCGAAAGCAAUAGGUAAUAUUGUGGAUGAAGUGGGCAAAGAAGGAUUGGAUAAUCUUCUGGGAAACAAAAAUGAAGAGAAGGAGAGUGAUGACACUACAGAGCCCACAAUCGAGGAUAAACCCAAUUCUGAUAUCGUCGUUUCUGGAAUAUUAGUCUCUGAUGAAAAGAAUUUCGAUUUAAAUCUUGUUUCUCUAUCAGAUUUAAGAGAGCAUCAUUCAGAGCUUUCAACAACGGUCUUAAGAGAGAGACAAACAGUAUAUGUCAACUGUAGAAAGGAGCUUAUUUAUUGGCACAUUAACCAAAUGUUUGGUGAUAUAGACGUUUUAGUUGAUGAUGAUAAUAUUACCCAUUCCCUCAAACCAAAAUCAGAAGAAAAGACAGAUGUUAAGCCACAAGAAACGACAGAGACAGGCAAACUUGUUUUAAGAAUUAUGGGUGAUAUCAGAUUAUCUCUUGUCGAUAAUACGGCAGUCUUGGAAUGGACACAGGGUCUUGUUAGUGACACGGUGGCAGACUCCAUCAUUGCUAUUCUGAUGAGUGUUGAUUCCGCACCCGCAAGUAUCAAGAUGAGUAGUCGAAGUUGUAAUCAUGAUCACGACCAUAGUAAUCAAAUUGAAGAAUUAAAUCAAGAAAGUGAUGUCUGGAAAAUAAAACAAGUUUCUAAUCUUUUCAAAGAGCAAUUUGGAGAUUCAUUCACACUCUUGCUCGAAAAGUCAGAAAGUACAGAAGAGUCAGAAGAUGAUAUUUUCGGUGCUGUCACUAUAGGUAAAAAUAACGCUCAUAUAAAUUUCUCAAAGAUGAAAAUUGAAGAAUGCAACUCAAAUCCUUUGAAAGGCAGGGUCGAGAGUCUAUUACGAAUUGGUGCUGAUUUGGUGGCGCCUUUAUGCUAA
Naumovozyma castellii is the source of this 2316-nucleotide messenger RNA. It is a transcript of the gene YSH1, whose product is annotated as cleavage polyadenylation factor subunit YSH1. Lineage: Eukaryota; Fungi; Ascomycota; Saccharomycetes; Saccharomycetales; Saccharomycetaceae. The record is from RefSeq and is a predicted model, not a curated record. The transcript has a single exon. The coding region runs from base 1 to 2316 and encodes 771 amino acids.